GCCAUUCUUUCUGCGCCUGCACUUCCGUGCAGUUUUCAGGUCACACUCCCCUCAGAGGAAGCGCAGUCAUCAUGAGCAGAAAAAAGAACAAGAGUAAAGGUCAGCGCGGCGUUGCGGCUGCCUUGGCCACCUUCCAGGGCGACUCUAUGGCCAUUGAUACCGAAGUCACCGGCGUUCAAGAUUCGACUGCUCCGACAGACGGUGAAUUGACGUCAAUCACAAUAUCGGCUGGUCUUAAACGGCCAUGUCCCGAAGAUGAUCAUGAAGACGGCGGCGGCUGGCAGACAAUCGAAAAUGGUCGGCCGGUAAAGAAACUCAAGAAGAUUCCUGGCCAGGAAUCCAAGCGCUAUCCCGGCAUUCACUUUUCGACCCAGGCCAGGCUUUUUUCCAAGAUCAACGUCUCUUCUUUACGCGACCUGAUCCUGUACAUCUUUGCCGAUGGCCCUGCGCCGCAAUGGGUGUCUGUCAAGCAUCGCCCCGAGUUCAGAAAAAUUGUGGCCAUCAUGGUACCGGGUCUUGACGAGGCCAUGUUCAAGAACGGUCUUGACUUCUCCGCCUACACCGGUCCCACUCUUGAUCAAGCGAUCUCCGGUGGCGGCGCCCCUGAUCCUGAUGAGUACUAUCCACGCGAGCUCAAGAAGGAGCUGUUGCCCGAAGUCCUACAGCCCUUCGCCGACAUGUUCCCGCAUUUGUGGCCUGUAAAAGCUCCAGGUGACGACAAGUAUGGCAAGUUGCACUCGCCAAUGCCUGCAAUGCUUACCGCGCCCCUGCCCAAGAGCAAGGGAACGGGAAUCCAGCCCGUAUCCGAGCCCCACGGCUGGAAAAAUCAGCGAACACGCAUUACGGAGUUUUUGGCCACCAACGAGGAGCUGAUGGAGCAUGGCUUCCCCAUUCACCCAGCUAUGCUGAAUCCAGGGGAGAAAAGAGACAAGUUCAAGGACCCCGAAGGCUGGGUACACACGAGGGUCGAGAAUCUUGAGGAUGGAAAGGUCCCCGAAGGCGAAGUGCAACAGGGCAGUGUCACCGCAGGCCGGGAAGUCUAUGCCCUCGAUUGCGAGAUGUGUAUGACGGGGGAAGCCGAGUAUUCACUUACCAGAAUCAGCUUGGUCUCUUGGGACGGCAGUGUUGUUCUUGACGAGCUUGUCAAGCCGGACAAGCCUAUCAUUGACUAUGUGACCCGGUUUUCAGGUAUCACCAAAGAGAUGAUCGACCCUAUUAACACGACAUUGAAGGAUAUCCAGGCACGCUUGCUCGACAUUCUUGGUCCUCGCUCGAUUCUCCUCGGACACUCGCUUGACUCUGAUCUUAAGGCACUCAAGCUCGCUCACCCCUUCAUUGUCGACACUUCGCUUCUCUUCCCGCACCCUCGCGGACUUCCUCUCAAACAAUCGUUGAAGUACCUCGCACAAAAGUUCCUCAACCGGGAAGUCCAAAAGGGUGGUGGAACCAACGCCGGACACGACAGUAUCGAAGACGCCAAAACGUGUCUCGACCUUGUCAAGAGGAAGUGCGAGAAGGGCAAGGCAUGGGGUGCCGGAGAGAGCCAGGGCGAGAACCUCUUCAAGCGCCUCGCUCGCGCUGGUACGGCAUAUCGCUCGACCGCUGGGCCGGAGGCCACGGGCGGUGCUCCUGUCGGCAAGAGCAGCGCCGCUGUUGACUGGGGUGACGUAAGCAGAAGCGCCGGUAACGCCGCCACCGUCACAAUUUCCUGCAAAUCCGACGCCGAGGUUGAAGCCGGCAUCCUCCGCGCGGUCAAGGGUGAUCCCGACGGCCUCGAAGUUCCCGGCGGCGGUGUCGACUUUGUCUGGGCACGCAUGCGUGAGCUCGAGGCCCUCCGAGGAUGGUGGAACCGCAACAAGCUCGUCCCCGAGGACGCUGGCGGCCCGCCGGCUCUCACUGAUGGUGAUAAAAAGGAGGAGGAGGAAGAGCAGGAGGAUGCCGCAUCACCACUUGAGACCUGCCUGAAGACGCUCGGCGAGCGGUUGAAGCGCAUCUACGACAAUCUCCCGCCCUGCACGGCUUUCAUCGUCUACACCGGCACUGGUGACCCGCGCGAGAUGAGCCGGCUGCAGGCCAUGCAGGCCCAGUUUAAGAAGGAGUACAACACGCCUGGCUCUAAGUGGGACCAGCUUAGUGUGCAAUGGACGGACAGGGAGGAUCAGGCUCUGCGUCGGGCUCUGAAGGUGGCGAGAAGCGGCAUUGGCUUUAUUGGAGUCAAAUAGGCUCUGAGCUCUGGGCGUCCGAGUGGAUGCUUGAGAAAAAAGAUUUAAUACCCGUGGGAGGUGGUAUCAGGGUAGCUGUUGGCGUGAACAUGGUUAUGGAUGGUAGCGAAGAGGUUAUUAGAUGACAUCAAGACAGUAUAGACCUUAUGGCUUUGCUUGGUGCGUCAACGAUGGUUUAUGGAAUAUCGUCAAG
This is a messenger RNA of Neurospora tetrasperma FGSC 2508, 2415 nucleotides long. RefSeq lists its product as uncharacterized. Gene Ontology annotation, cellular component: nucleus. Lineage: Eukaryota; Fungi; Ascomycota; Sordariomycetes; Sordariales; Sordariaceae. The transcript has a single exon. Gene Ontology annotation, molecular function: nucleic acid binding; exonuclease activity. Bases 72 to 2222 code for a protein of 716 amino acids. The record is from RefSeq and is a predicted model, not a curated record.